This is a messenger RNA of Gloeophyllum trabeum ATCC 11539, 895 nucleotides long. RefSeq lists its product as uncharacterized. Gene Ontology annotation, biological process: regulation of transcription by RNA polymerase II. Gene Ontology annotation, cellular component: mediator complex. Lineage: Eukaryota; Fungi; Basidiomycota; Agaricomycetes; Gloeophyllales; Gloeophyllaceae. The coding region runs from base 1 to 468 and encodes 155 amino acids. The transcript is spliced from 3 exons. The record is from RefSeq and is a predicted model, not a curated record. Gene Ontology annotation, molecular function: transcription coregulator activity.
AUGGCUGAGCGUACAGAGACCGACGUGUCAAGACCGUCCGCGCUGCCCAGCGCUAAGCUGACGAACAGGAAUCGAGAAACCCGGCCGUUCGCCGAUCUCAAGUCAGACGAGUACCUGGAUUCUGUGGAAGAGGAAUGGAAUAAGAGGGUGGACGCGGAGGUGGACACCUUAGUCGAAGGCAUGGUGGAUCUUGUGAGCUUGGCUUCGAUCGGGGACAAGGACAAGUUUCGAAUCGCCUUGGAGGCGUUCCAGGCUGAAAGUCGCGCUGAGUCUAUGGUCAGAUCUGCAAAUUCUCUACUGUCCAUCAUACACUCCAUGAAGUUAUUGCUCCUGUUAUCCGACGAGGCCCAAAUCGCGAACUUGCGCGAUAGCGAGCUCAAGAUUAUCCAGGAAGAGAAGGAUGAAGCGAAGAAGAAAGUCGCUGAGCUGCUGAAUGAUCUGUUGAAGCCCUCAGAGCUGCGAGUGUGACGACUGGGCCUCCAUGGUAUCACGGUUUACAUCCUGAUCGAGUCUCCUCCUCGGCCGUCUUGUCAACAGUCCUAUGAUGGAGUUGGAAGAAGGCGCUCAGGCGCGCCUCCUGUGAUAACCACUGCGCCGGAGUCGGCUGGAUGCGACACAGCACCAAAGCCGACUUGUUGCAGCUCUUAGAAACCCAAGGGACUCUACCAUGGCGCUCCCGCUUCACGUCUUAAGUGCCGAACUCAAUAUCGACGGAUACUCGUUGAACUUCAUCACGACCCGACUUGUUAGCAGAUCUGGGACGGAAGGAAAGAACGAGCGGGGGACAUUUGGAAUUGUAUGAGAACUUGUUCUCCCAUGACCAGAGAACCUGUUGCUGCCAUAUUUGUUGUGAUACCAGGGCGAUGGCCUCACCACAUGAAAUGAUACAUGUCCG